CCAAAACCGUUUCAACCGCCCGGCAACGACCCGCUGGAUUCCGAAAGGCGUGCGCGUGCGUGUGGGCGUUGCGUAUACACAUGCACAAAUGCUGCUGCUGCUGGUGUGUUUCGCCUUGGGAACGGGCGAGUGGCAGCCGUUGUACACUGCACUGGGCGGCGGGUGGAGAAUGCUCGGCGACAACGACGUCGUUUGGCGUCACUUCCUGCUGCUAACGUUCUGCCACGCCUUGGAAUCAUUAUACUUCGUUCUCUGCACAAAGUCUUUUGGUUGUUUCUUUCCUUUAACAUAUACCCACUCGACCUCACGACAUCACGGCAUUUUGGAACAGCGAUAUUUUCAACUCUAGACUUCCGUGUACCUUCCACGAAUCGACUGACCCACUGUGCGCGCUUGAUAAUCUGCGUAAAAUCUCGACUGGCGCACACCACUUCAGCAAUCAUGGCUUUGUCCAUUUUCCAGAUCCCUAAGCCUCGUUCAUUCCUUUGGGUUGUCUCAUUGCGCACCGCAGCCGAAUUCAUCACCUUCACACUUCUCAUCAACAGAAUCACUGGACUUUAUGGUAUCCUCGCUUUAUUUACAGGCUACCACCUCAACGCUCUUCAAUUAAGCAGCUAUAUCUACUCCUUGAUGGUUCUCGUAUUGGUCGCAUGGCUAGCGCCAGCCAUCCGCAACCCUCGCGACCCGCUUCGCAACCUUGCGCUCGCAUGGCUCUACGUCAUUGACACGAUUGUCAACACGAUCUACACAGUCCUGUUCGCCCUGGGCUGGUUUGUGCUACUCGCGCAACAUCUCAACGAUGGAGUUCCGGUUAGCAGUGGAGUAAGCAGCGCCAUCGGCAAAGGCAUGAUGGAAGACGUCGCUGGUUUCACCGAUCCCAAAGUCCCCGGCGCUGCUGUUGUCGAAGUUGUCGCCAGUCCCGCAGAAGGUGCUUUUACUGGUCAAGAUGCUGUAGCGUAUGCCGCGCCCGCCGUGCCCGGAACUUCUUCAUUGACCGCUCCUGGCUCGCUCCGCGAAGUGGUCAUGCAGCCGGAUUCACUCACAAGCGUGAUCCUGUUGGUCAUCUUCGGACUUCUCCGCCUUUACUUCUGCUUGGUCGUCAUGUCCUACGCGCGUAGCAUUCUCCGAGGUUAUAUCGUCAGCACCAGCGUAGCCAACGGCGGCGAUUACAGCGAUACCUCAGACGCUAGUAUGGCCGAGAAUCCCUUCCGCAAGGGCCGCGAAGAGGCUUCUCUACUAGGUCGAAUUAUGAUUUCGCUGCCAACACGGAGAUACUGGCUAGGCCGCGAUGAGUACCCUGCUGCGAGCCAGAGCGACUGGGAGCGCUCAACGAGUGGCAAAUUCCAGGUCGCCGCGAUGAAGGAACUCAAGGUCAAGAUCCCGAACCAACUCGGCCGGACGAGGAGCGGGACGGGUUCCUUGGCGGACAUCGCGGAGAUCGGACCUAGUGUGGGAGGCUUCAAGAGCAGCUGAUGUGGUUUUCUUGGUGGUGGUCAGGCCAUGACCUGAUGGCUCCUUGAGCACAGCGGCGACUGAUGCAUUGGAUGGCAGAAGACGCCUCCAGACGCUGGCGUUUCGGAGUGGGCUGUGUUCUUUUCACGCAUGUUGGGCCUAGACGAGAUCAAAUAUUUAUGAGAUUACUGAUUACGCUUUUUACUGCGAGUGAUUACAUAUGGUGUGUAAUGAUCAGGGUGGUGAGCAUCAGCCCAGACGUUUCAUCUCCAGUACCACUGCUGUUCAUAACAUCACUUUCGAGUACUCUCUUUUCAGCAGAUUGUUUGAUCCCGCUAUCUGGAUCCUCAUAUCAAUU
Molecule: messenger RNA, 1810 nt
Organism: Dissoconium aciculare CBS 342.82
Lineage: Eukaryota; Fungi; Ascomycota; Dothideomycetes; Mycosphaerellales; Dissoconiaceae
Product: DUF1753-domain-containing protein
Exons: 2
Coding region: 442-1473 (343 amino acids)
Biological process (GO): inositol phosphoceramide metabolic process
Cellular component (GO): Golgi membrane; inositol phosphoceramide synthase complex
Molecular function (GO): inositol phosphoceramide synthase regulator activity
Source: RefSeq, a predicted model, not a curated record